Malassezia pachydermatis is the source of this 2037-nucleotide messenger RNA. Its product is annotated as acetolactate synthase. The record is from RefSeq and is a predicted model, not a curated record. The transcript has a single exon. Gene Ontology annotation, molecular function: thiamine pyrophosphate binding; flavin adenine dinucleotide binding; magnesium ion binding. Gene Ontology annotation, cellular component: mitochondrion; acetolactate synthase complex. The coding region runs from base 1 to 2037 and encodes 678 amino acids. Gene Ontology annotation, biological process: L-valine biosynthetic process. Lineage: Eukaryota; Fungi; Basidiomycota; Malasseziomycetes; Malasseziales; Malasseziaceae.
AUGGCUAGCAUGCGGAUGUAUGCCAGCCGAAUGAGCGCUAUGCGCUCAACGAUGCGCACGGCCAAGCACCAGGGACCACGAUCUCUGGCUGUCCCAGCGUCGUUGCGCUCGUUGCACGCGAGCCGCACGGUGCAGAUGUCCACCCGGCCAGAGCCUGCGCCUUCCUUCCAGUCUCGCUCCAGCCCGUCGCAGCUGCUCGACUACCAGUCGGGUGAGCUGGACGAAUCGUUUAUUGGUAAGACGGGUGGUGAUAUCUUCCACGAGAUGAUGCUGCGCCACAAUGUGCACACGGUUUUUGGCUACCCAGGUGGUGCUAUUCUACCAGUCUUUGAUGCCAUUUACCAAUCAAAGCACUUUGACUUUGUGCUUCCGCGUCGUGAGGACGGUGCUGGCCAUAUGGCAGAGGGUUUUGCGCGUGCCAGUGGCAAGCCCGGUGUGGUCCUUGUGACGUCUGGUCCAGGUGCGACCAACGUGAUCACGCCGAUUCAGGACGCCUACAGUGACGGUGUUCCGCUGGUGGUGUUCUGCGGUCAGGUCGCUACGUCGGCCAUUGGAUCGGACUCUUUCCAGGAGGCUGAUAUGGUGGGUAUCAGCCGCAGCUGCACCAAGUGGAACGUCAUGGUGAAGAACGUGGCGGAGCUGCCUCGCCGCGUGAACGAGGCGUUCAAGAUUGCGAUGAGCGGCCGCAAGGGUCCGGUCCUGGUCGAUCUGCCGAAGGAUGUGACGGCUUCGGUCCUGAAACAUGCCAUUCCUCGCUCCUGGACCGAGCCUGAGCUCUCGCAGAUGCCCAGUCGUGAGACGGCCAUGCGUCGCGCGACUCGUUUGGGCGGUUUGUUGCACACUUCGAAUGUGGAGCCCAACCUGGAGGAGGCUGCGCGCCUGAUUAGCAUUGCUAGCCGCCCUAUCAUCUACGCUGGCCACGGUAUCUUGUCGCAUGAGGAUGGCCCGAAGCUGCUGCACGAACUCGCGACGAAGCACAACAUUCCCGUCACGACGACGCUGCACGGUCUUGGUGCGUUUGAUGAGCUCCAUGACUUGAGCUUGCAUAUGCUGGGUAUGCAUGGAUCGGCGUAUGCCAACCUGGCCAUGCAGGAAGCUGAUCUGAUUAUUGCGCUGGGUGCGCGCUUUGACGACCGUGUCACGGGUCGUGUUGACAAGUUUGCGCCGGCUGCGAAUGCUGCGGCGGAGGCGGGUGUGGGUGGUAUUAUCCACUUUGAAGUGAUGCCGAAGAACAUCAACAAGGUGGUCCAGGCUACCUGCGCUGUGGAAGGCGACGUUGUGGAAAACCUGGCGAAGCUUCUUCCGGAGAUCUCUGCCACGCCGGACCGCAGUGAGUGGAUUGCUCGCAUCAAGAACUGGAAGGAGAAGCUUCCGUUCACAUAUGUGCCUUCGAUGCCGGAGAAGGGCGAGCUGAUGAAGCCGCAAGAGGUGAUUGAGGCUUUGGAUAGCGCUGUGUCGGCGUACAAGGACAAUGUAAUCGUCACAGCUGGUGUGGGUCAGCACCAGAUGUGGGCCGCGCAGCACUACCGCUGGCGCCACCCUCGCUCGUGGAUUUCGUCGGGUGGUUUGGGUACGAUGGGCUUCGGUCUUCCUUCGGCAAUCGGUGCCAAGGUGGCCAAGCCGGAUCAUUUGGUGGUGGAUGUGGAUGGUGAUGCUAGUUUCAGUAUGACGGCGAUGGAGCUGGCUACGGCAUCCCAGUACAACAUUGGUGUGAAGGUGCUGUUGCUCAACAACGAGUUCCAGGGUAUGGUGCUCCAGUGGCAGGACCUGUUCUACGACCAACGCUACUCGCACACGCAGAUGCACAACCCAGACUUUGUGAAGCUGGCAGAGGCCAUGGGUGUCAAGGCGCUCCGUUGCGACUCGCUGGCCGAUCUUCCUGCGAAGAUGAAAGAAUUUAUUGAGUACGACAACAACAAACCCAUUCUGUUCGAGACGCGUGUCAUCAAGUCGGAGCAUGUGUACCCGAUGGUCGCGGCGGGUAAGUCGCUGGAGGAGCAAGUGCUGCACCCUCUUCUGCGUGAUCAAAAGUUGUAA